AUGGGGACCUAUCAAGUGACAGCAAUGGAGGGCCAAGAAGGGGACCGAUGGGAAGGUUUGUGCAGGUGGGAUCAACAGGAUGGGCCAACCCAUGGGAAAAGGCAGAAAGAAGGAAAAAGUGACUUUGAGGGUUUGAACUUGGGUGCCCAGGAGGAUGGUGGCAUCAUAAACAAAAAGAGAAAAUAUGGAGAAAAAGCAAGCGACUUUGACGGGAAAGACAAUGAGUUCCAUUGUCCAGAUUUUCAGUCGGACAAGCUGUUGGAACUUGCAGAUGAAAAUCAAAGCCCAGCAGUCGAUUGGAGAUGCAGCAGCUGCCUCUUCCACAUCCCCUGGCUGUCCUCUGGCACGUUGGACUCUGAGGGUAUGGCCCCCAAGGUCCAGUGCCCCUCAGCUCCUCCGGUCCAGAGCGUUCCGUCCCUGCAGCCCAUCUCCAGCCCCCCAAUCACUCCUGUGCCUGUCUUUGUAAUGUGCAGUGAGCACCUGAGGAUCUGCCCACAGGGCUACACCUGCUGCACCAGUGAGAUGGAGGAGAACUUUGCCAACCGGAGUCGCAGCGAGUUGGAGGGGGCCCUCCGGGAGACCAGCCGUUCCAUGCAGGUGAUGCUCAGCACUCAGCUCGUAACUUUGAUGGGGUCAGGCUGUUUAAAGGGAGUCUCAGGCCUGGGCACUUGGAGAAGACCAGCUGAUACAAGGCCUCCAUUUGCAAAGACUGUAGGAGUGAGCCCCAGCAGGCUGGAGUUCAGUGGGACUGGUCAUUUCCAGGACUUGCUGAACAGGUCGGAGCGGGCGCUCCAGGACACAUUCCCCGGCGCCCACGGGGACUUGUACAGCCAGAACUCGCGGCUCUUCAGGGACCUGUACUCAGAGCUCCGCCGCUAUUACCGGGGGUCCAACAUCAAUCUGGAAGAGGCGCUGGCCGAAUUCUGGGCGCGCCUGCUGGAGCGGCUCUUCAAGCAGCUGCACCCCCAGUAUGUGCUGCCAGACGAGUACCUGGACUGCAUGGGCAAGCAGGCGGAAGCCUACAAGCCCUUCGGUGAGGCGCCCAGGGAGCUCAAGCUCCGGGCCACCAGGGCCUUCGUAGCAGUGCGCUCCUUCGUGCAGGGCCUGGGCGUGGCCAUUGACGUGGUGAGGAAGGUGUCCCAGGUCCCCCUGGGCCAGGAGUGCUCUCGGGCCAUCAUGAAGUUGCUCUACUGCUCCCACUGCCUGGGCGUCCAGAGCCCCCAGCCAUGUUCUGGCUAUUGCCGGAACGUGAUGAAGGGCUGCCUGGCCAACCAGGCUGACCUGGACACCGAAUGGAGGAACCUGCUGGACUCCAUGCUGCUUGUGGCUGACAAGUUCGAUGGCCAGACGAGCGUGGAGAGUACAAUGGGGACAAUCCACGUUCGGAUCUCAGAGGCCAUCACCGCCCUCCAGGACAACAAGGACACACUCACAGCCAAGGUUUUUCAAGGCUGUGGAAAUCCCAGAGUGAGCGGCAAGGCCCCCGGCGGAGAAGAAAAGAGACGGCGAGGGAAGCCUGUCGCAGAGGAGAAGCCCUCGGGGGUUGGGCUGGAGAAACUGGUCUCAGAAGCCAAAACCCAGCUCCGGGAUGUCCGAGACUUCUGGGUCAGUCUCCCUGGAGUCCUGUGCACGGAGAAGGUGGCCAUGAGCUCAGCCUUGGACGAGCGCUGCUGGAAUGGAAUGACCAAAGGGCGGUACCUCCCUGAGGUGAUGGGUGACGGCCUCGCCAGUCAGAUCAACAAUCCCGAGGUGGAGGUAGACAUCACCAAGCCCGACAUGACCAUCCGGCAACAGAUUAUGCAGCUCAAGAUCAUGACCAAUCGCUUGCGCAAUGCCUACAAUGGCAAUGACAUCGACUUCCAGGACACCAGCGAUGACAUCAGUGGCUCAGGGAGCGGCGAUGGCUGUCUGGAUGAGGUCUGUGGGAAAAGACUGAGCAAAAGUCAGAGCACGAGGCAGCCAGAGACCCACGCCAUCCCCAAGCAGUCAGAGCAUGAUGGGAGUGGUGCCCCAGGUUGCACCCAGCCUUCCUCCCUCCUCCUCCUCCUCCUCACCCUAGCCCUUGCUGCAGCAUGGUCCCUAGGGCGAUAACCACCCUGCCAGCAAAAGGGACUACGGCCGAGGCCGGCCUUUGCCAAAACGGACAGACGAUAUUUGAUUCAUCUUGGCAGACGGCAAAAACGCACUUGAGCUCAAGGGGAAGGUCGGUGACUGAGAGUGACCAUGGCCCCGGACCCAGGCAGGAGCCUUCAGCCGCUCUGACUCGAGGGCCAGUGGCCACACCUGGUUGUUUGUUUGUUUGUUUUGGUUUUUCUGUUUUUUAAUUUCAUUCUUUUCCGGGGGGGCUUCACGAGGCUCUCUGGUUGACGGGAAGAUGACGCUUCCCCCAAAGGAUCUGUCGUUGGAACACGGGCGAGCAGCAGCGGUGAUGCUGUGUAACACAUAAUAGCCCGAAUGUCCAGCAGUAGAGGGAGGCCAAUCAUGGGAGAGAUGACUAGAAGGCUGAGUUUGAAAGGUCACUGCCCCUUGAGAAAGACAAGCGCCUGUGCCUUCCCUCCCUCCAGCGUCCCUGCAAGCAGCCUCUCCUCAAGUGGGGAACCAGUUCACAAGCUUAUCCUGAGUCCGGGCCUCGAUGCAAAAUCCUGCCUUCAAGAUCUCAAGGAAAUAAGUCUUUCUCCUUAGUUUUUAAAGCAGUUGAUGGCUCCCUGCCCUUGAGGUGCCCAGGAGUGGGAAUUUUAUGUUUUGCAUGAGAUUCCAAAAUUUACCCAAGAUCUCAACCAACGCUAAUCCACAACUACACUUCCAUGGCUUACGACACGGAACAAAAACAUGAGGCUGCUGAGUAAUCAGAACCCCUCAUUUUGGGGUUUUUUAAACUGGAACCAGUGCCCUUUUCUCAAUGAAUCUGACUGUCAAAGGCUUUAUUUACACAUCAUGGUUCUUUGUGAUAUUGUGAUCCAAUCCAGUGGGUCCAGGGGGAGCUAGAGAAAAUGUCACCAUUACUGUAUUUGGGGGCUAUUCUUUUUUCAUUGCCUGACCCAGAAGAGAGCAGCAUCUCUGCCUGGCUUCCUGGGAGCGCUAGCUGCCCCAUCCUCCAUUUCAUAGCUGGGAUCACAUGGGGCAGAAGCCUUUCCUCAGGUCCCACACUGGGUCAGCUGCUCUUAACCACCCCGAGAAGACAGCUGGCCUUCUAGGCCACACCAAAGCAUCCUCUUCAAGUUAUCAUUUUGGUUUUACUUUGUCCUGUUGUUCUGAUACUCCAUAAAACUUCUUACUUGUCAGGUGGGAACUCGGAUUUUGAGUUUUCCUUUUAUUAUUUUUGUUUAAACAUAUGUAGAGAGAAAGAUAUCUAUUUACCAUCGGCAGAACCUUGUCCUUCAUAGGGCUCCAGGGUGGUCAUGGGAAUCCAUGGGUCAGCAAGUCCUAUCCUGCAAGUGUGACACAGAGCCCCACAAGACCUAUCCAGUGAAAUCAUGAUGGAAUUGUAUUAUGUUACUCAUUGGUCUGAUAUUGUGAAGAUUUUUUCCUUUUUCUUUUUUUUCCUCUGUGGAGAGGUUGGGGCAGGAAGGUAGAACCAAAAUGCUAGCUAUUACAGUUAAGGGUUUUUUAUAGGCUUGCAUAAACUUUUCAAUACUCCAAGUCCCAUUUCCAUCGUUAAGAACAUUUUCUUGGAAUUAUUUUUCAAGGAACUUUCCUUUCAAGGAAGACAUAAUAGAGAGAGAGUGAAAGAGCUGACCUGGGAGUCAGAAAAAUGGGGAUUCAAGUCCUGCCUAUGAAUUCCUCAGCCAAUCAUCAAUAAAUAAGCAUUUCUUAAGCGCCUAUUCUGGGCCAGGCACUGUGCUAAAUACUGGCAUUUUUCUAAACUUCGUGGCCUUGGGUAGUAACCACAACAUGCCUGGGCAGUUCUAGAAACUGAGAAUUAAGAGAUCAGCGGAUGCAUUCCCUACACUAAUGAAAUCACAGGCCCAGCCCGUUCAUUUUCCCCCAGCCUCUCCUGAAUAAUCAAGCCUCACAAAGUCUGAUGAGUUUAAUGGCCAUUCUGAGUCAGGGCCCCUGUAGACCAGGAACUUUUGAGAAGUCUCAGUGUUACCAAGCAACGUUACAAGCAUCCAUUGCUGCAGAGGAGAGGACUCCUCACGGAGUCCUUCUUCAAGCACAAGCAGAACGCUGCCCAUCGGAUCCCUAAUGCUGCAUUCUCAUUGGUGCUAUCUGUCAUCCUUCCCCAUUCACAAGGCUCUAGGCCCUCAAGUGAUUGUGUUUUCCCAUUCAGGCCCCAGAAGGCAGCCAUUCUUCCCAAGGACUGUGUUUACAACCCACCACCAUUUUGGUGCAGUGUUAUCCUGGCCUUUUCAUUCCUUUAAAAAAAGGACCUUGCCCUGAGAGGGCAUCAGGACCCAGAUGCCUAAGGCAGAAUGGUCCCUUCCACCUACCUUGGGAUAGCAUUUAUCUUUCCCACUACUCUGGGGAAAAUAAACCUGAUUGCCUACUCAAGGGUUUUUAAAUGGGACCCACUGUUACUGAUAAGCGGGGAAGUGGCUAUAAACUCACAAACUUUGAGAACUGGGAGACUUCCAGCCCAUCCAGGACAAGAACCUUCAGACGUUCUCCUAGAGGGUCACAUGAUCAAUCUUCAUUUAGUGACCAUUAGUUAUUGGUAUGAAUAUGCUAGCUAACAGGACAGCUAGUCGUUAGAGCACUAGAAACUCAAUGGCUUAGAAAACAGAUUUACAGCUGGAAGGGACCUCAUCUAGACCUGUCCUUUCAUUUGAAAGUUGAGUAAAACUGAGGCCCAGGGAGAUAAAGUGAUUAAGGUCACACGGGUGGCACAUGACGGAGACUGGAUUUUUAGCUAAAAAAAUAUUUUUGCUCAAAGGCUCAGGUUGGCCUUACCUGGCCUGUGGUCACAUGUUGAAGAGCUGGGCCCUGAUCCCCUCAUUGGACUGAGGGGAAAACAAAGUCCCAGAGAGGGGAAGGGAUUUCUUUGUGAUCACACCUGUCACCUCUCACAACACAGACUGACCUUGCUGGUCUCAGGACUCACGUCCACCAGGUCAAGGCUUACCCAAUACUGACAGUCAGCAGGUUGGGGACAUCUCAAGUCCCCAGACCUUCAGUCCAGGGCAAUCCUCUCGGCCUCCACUCUACUUCACAGGGAACAAGUUAAAAUCCCUAAAGUGCUGCCUAUCAUUGCCUUUCCCACAAUUCCAUUUCAUGACACUGUCUUGCUAAAAAAUUAAAAUAGCAUCACUCAAACACUUGGGGAGGUCAGAGAGUCACAGAACAGGGAGAUAUCUCGAUAGUCAUCCAGACCAGCAUCCCAGACCAACGGUCUCCGUAUGCAGACUCUCCAUCACCUCUGGGAGAGUCACUCCCCUCCCAGAAGAUUCCCUUCCUCCUAUUUGGAACCUAUGAUAUGCUAUGGUUCUAGGACCUCAGAAAAUCUCAUUACCCAACCGGAGCUGGUUUUGGUCAUGCAAAAGCCAGGGCCCCAUAUAUGAAUGAACAGACUGCCUUCAGGCCGGUCUCUCCCAAAGCAAGAUAUGAGAUUACUGCUUGGUUAGGUUACAGCUCGCACUGAGAAGGUAAACCACAGGCCCCAACAAAGUGUGUCUCAUGAUUCUGGCCUUUGUUAGGUUAGGCUCAGGAGAUGGGAAGGAGUUCAGAGGCCAUCUAGUCCAAUGUCACUUUACAGAUGAGGAAACUGAGUCUUAGGCCUCACCCAAAGUCACAUGGAGAGUAAGCAUCAGAGAGGGGGAUUUCAACCCAGGUCUUCUGACUCCAGAGUCAGCAUCCAGUCAAUAGAUCCACUUUUUGUGCUCAGCCGUUAAAAUCAUUCAUCAAGCAUUCAUUAGGCACUUACUGUAUGCCGGGUAAUGACAACAGGUGUUUUGCUGUAUUCCUUUUCCCAUGCAAGCAGCCUAGCCCAAGACAGUCCCCCAUGAGGGGACACCACAGAAGAGGUAGAAAUGCAAUAUCUAUCCUUCCACAGUCCACAACAUAAUUUGGGAAAAAUAUAUCCAAGCAGUGGUAUGUCCCAAAAGUCUUACCAAUUCUAAACUUUAAUAAUCAUUACAGCUUAAAACUGAACUAAAACUUUUGGGACACUAUCUGUUUCCACCAAGUGGGUUGAGUUGCACAUGGCCACAGGCCUUUGGGAUCAGACAAAAAACAUAAAACUUUUGCCCUUAAGUUAAAGUGCUGUUACCACCUUAGCAAAGGAGACCACCGGAGAGAGAAGUUCAUUGUGAUUUAAAAUAAAUUAAAUUUAAACUUCCAUCCCCCAAAAUGGAAAGUCAGGUGCCACUGAGUUCAUUCUGACCACUGCUCAAAGCCACAAUUUCUAUGUGUCACAUUUGGGAUGAAGGGGUGGGGAGGGGUCAGAAGAGGAUUUGAGGGCACAGUUGCUUACCAUUUACAAGUCACAUAACAAACCUUUUGUUUUCUGGUGGGCUUACUAAGGGAUAAGGACAGUUCAAUAAAAAUGUGUUAAAAGCCUCCAAAUUAUUCCUUUGCUUUUGAAAAAGAAUGCAUCUCUCUCUCUCUGCAAAAUGAAGAUUUACUUCACUCACUGGCAAGGCUGGCCGAUUAGUUAUAGAUUUCUUUCUGUUGCCACGGUACCUGUAACUAUCUCGCACUGUUUGUUGGAAGGUGGAAUAUGUUCUUUGAAUCCUUGUAUAAAUAAAAAGGCUGGAGACUUACUGGACGCCGGUGCCACAACCUCUCA
Messenger RNA from Phascolarctos cinereus (koala), 6724 nucleotides. Its product is annotated as glypican-1. Gene Ontology annotation, biological process: regulation of protein localization to membrane; negative regulation of fibroblast growth factor receptor signaling pathway; cell migration. Gene Ontology annotation, molecular function: fibroblast growth factor binding. Gene Ontology annotation, cellular component: plasma membrane; cell surface; extracellular region. NCBI's taxonomy places the organism in Eukaryota, Metazoa, Chordata, Mammalia, Diprotodontia, Phascolarctidae. The record is from RefSeq and is a predicted model, not a curated record.